AUGGUUUCCUCCACCAGGCAGUCUGCUCGUCUCGCCGAAAAGGGCGACAACGAGCCGACGGUCGAGCAGGAGCAGACCUCGCCCAAGGGUACCAAGCGCAAGGCCGAUGCGGCUUCACCCACCAAGGGCCGUGGCGCAAAGAAAGCCGAGCCCGAGAAGAAGCAAAAGACCCUGGAAGAAACCAUUGAAGGUACCGGUGCUCCCGAUGAUAUCGAUAUGAUCGAGGCGGGCAAGGCAGUCGAAGGCAUUGAUAAGAAGGCCGAGAGCAAGGGUGAGGAGGCGGAUCAGAACGGCAAACAGAUCUCGGAUGAGAAAGAAGCUGCCAAACCGGAGGGCGAGGCGCCGGGCUCCACCAAAACGGGCAAGUACCCGUCGAGUGGUGCUGUCAAGGAAGACACCGAGCGCGAGCAAAAGAUUCCCACCAGCAUUAUUGAAAAAGGUGUCAUUUACUUCUUUACCCGAAAGCGCGUGGGAAUCGAAGAUGCCGAAGGCCCGGAGGACCUGCAGCGGACAUACUUUGUCCUUCGGCCUGUUCCCAAGGGCACCAAGCUUGAAGCAGCACCGAUCGAGGACAGCGAGAACAAUAGGCUGUUCGCGCUUCCGAAGAAGGUAUUCCCGAAGAGCCACAGCGAUAGGUUCAUGGCAUUCGCCGAGAAGGGCAAGAUCACCAUCAAAGAUCUCAAGGAGACUUUCUUUGCGGGUGCCACCCACGAGACAAAGACUCAGGGCACUCGCGAGGUUCCUCCAACAACUCCGAUUGGCGAGGGUGUCUACGCAAUCACGGACACCGGAAGGAGCUCCCAUCUUGCCUACAUGCUCACGAUUCCGACUGAGAUCGGUGAUGUCCAGAAGGAACUGGGUCUCCGGAACCAGGGCAGUUUCGUCAUGAGUGUCAAGAACCCGGAGAGAAAGGGACCUGCCAGCGCCCAGCUCCCGCAGGGCCCCAAUUUCCCGAAGGAGAUUAUCGAGGAGUUCCGUGGCCUUGCUUGGGUGUCGGCGAAGCCGCAAUACCUAAGUUACGACAACGUUCAGAUCCUGCUCAUCGGAGAGGGCACGGACGACAGUUUCGGACACGCGCUCGAUCCCAAGUCCAAGGACCAGAGGGAGGGCAAGGAAGAGCCACGGGAGGAGCUAGAGAAGCUAGAGCAUGAGGAUGAGCUGCGGGUCGAGCACCUUCACGGCAACGACACGGUCUUCGAUGACUUGAAGCUCAGCAAGAACGAGUUCCCCCAGGUUCCCACCACUUGGUGA
Molecule: messenger RNA, 1251 nt
Organism: Lasiodiplodia theobromae
Lineage: Eukaryota; Fungi; Ascomycota; Dothideomycetes; Botryosphaeriales; Botryosphaeriaceae
Exons: 3
Coding region: 1-1251 (416 amino acids)
Source: RefSeq, a predicted model, not a curated record